This is a messenger RNA of Porites evermanni, 14496 nucleotides long. The record is from the annotation of a GenBank genome assembly. Lineage: Eukaryota; Metazoa; Cnidaria; Anthozoa; Scleractinia; Poritidae.
AUGGCUGGCAAUAUUGCACUUGGAAUAAAAGAGGUUCAACAUGAACAUUCUGGAGACGAAAGUGAUGAUGAUGUUGAUGAUGUGGUUGAGCAGAGCCCUUGUGGAAGAUGGGAGAAGAGACGGCAAGAGGUUAUUGUUAAACUAAGCUUAUUUAGCUAGGGGGAGCACAUACAUCUGUUUCAAAGUUCCUAUGGCCUUUUUGUUUCAAAGUUAAACGGCCAAAUGUAAGGCAAAAAUAGCAGUGUUAUAGAAAGUCUAAAAAAGAAGUACCUCAGUAUGUAGUGUCAUUAUUUGACCAACCAAGAGGUCAAGAUGGCUGGAUUGAUCAGGGAUGAAUUUGAGGUCUGUUAAGGAAAAACAGGAGCAUGGCCAAUGUUCAGCUUUGUUAUGUGUCUGAAUCUGCAAGCAGGUAAGAUGAAGCAGAUCCUGUGUUCUGAUUGGCUACCUGAGUGCCCCAUCGUCCCCGCUUGGGAUUUCCUGUGUUAGUCCCACGAGAAAAAAUUUCUCUUUUUGGCCAAAUAAAACGUCAUUUAUUAACCAAGCUUGUUUGGUCAAGAAAGCUGGAUAUUGGCCUCGUUCUUUUAUACAUUUUUAUUGACCUCAACCUUGCCUCAGUCUAUAAUAUCUAACCAUCUUGACCGCAUGCUUGAUCAAAAACAUAAGUCUUGACUUCUUAAGUGCCUAACGCAGGAAAGACAUUCAGGAUAAAAUUGCUCACGUUUUGCAAGAACUAAAGAAGAUGCAGACUCGAGAGUCUUUUUUGCACUAAAUGGAGUCCUUGAAAAAUGGGAAAUGUGUCCUUAAAAGUCCUUGAAAAGUCCUUGAACUUUUUGUUCAAAAAAGGGUACAAACCCAGUAGAAAAUCUUAGUAUUUUCUAACAAAACCAUAUGCUGGGCACUCUGGGUUUCACAGGUUCAGAGCAUUGGGCUCCUUUCAGUUUUUCUUAGAACACAGCCUUGAGCUUGCAAGAUGGGCCAUCUUGCCUGCUUGGUUACCCUAUCAGAACACAAGAUUUCCUUCCUGUUACUUGCUCAUGGAGCAGGCUAUAUAAUGCGGAUAAUAAUAUAUUUUUCUGAUUAUUUUAAGACAUGAUUUGGGGACAGAAAAUUAUUAAUUUAAAAACUAAACAGUAUUAUGGUAAGUUAAACGGCUUCAGCUCGACUUAUGGAUAUAUUAAAAACUAAAAAUUAUUAUUAUUGUUAUGUUUGUUUUUUAUCUGUAGGUGAUGCAGCGAGAUGUUCCUGGCAUAGAUCACUCUUUCCUUGCUAUGGACACUGAGGAAGGAGUUGAGGUGGUUUGGAAUGAAGUGCAAUUUUCUGAGAGAAAAUCAUUUAAAAGCCAAGAGGUACAAUUUGUUUUUAAUGUGUGUUUUUGCUGUGCAUACUGGUGCUUAAAUCCUGUGGACGCUCCUCUGUGCCAAUUUUCUAUCAUUUUUACGGCCUCGUACCCUAGGACUAUUAUCAAUAUUAAUUUAGAUCAACUACCUCAAAGCUUAGAAUAAUGUAUUUUUUGUGUCAUUUGCCUAUUGUAAAUGGUUUCUUUAUUUUUCUUUAGGACACUGUUAAAGCUGUCUUUGAAAACCUGAUUCAGCUGGAUGUAUGUAGUAUUACCUGAAUAAAUUCUAGACAACACUGGGUUGAUGACCUAGGAUCAUUUUUUCUAUUGAUUUGUAUAUAUUGUGUUAGUUUUAAUUUUUCCCCUUUUUUAAUCAUUAUAAAUAAAAUAGUUUAAUAGUUGCUUUAGUUUUAAUUUUUUCCUUUUUUUUUACUCAUUGUAAAUAUAAUUAGGAUAUGGUUGUAAAUUUGUAAAUAUUUAUCAAUAAUGUUCUUUACAUGACUGUAAAGUGCCUUGAACAUAGGAUAAGAGCACUAUAGAAAUAAAGUUAUAAAUUAUUAUUUUUAUUAUUAUUAUUAGGUGACCCAGUUUCAUGUCAAAUUCUCCCUUUGACUGAAAUACAGCGUUUGCAUAAGUAAAGCAUAUCACAAAACCAAUGGGCCGUUAUGUUUUCAUUCAGAUUUUAUGAUAAUUAUAUUUUUUGCUACUUCUUUCAAGGAAAAAAGUAGCCAACUUCUCUGAGAAAAGUAACCGAUGCAUUUCGUUGGUCAUCAGCACUUACUGAAACCCCAAAUGGUGCGAACAAAAGAAAGCCAACCUUUGUUUUUUGCUUUCUUUUAUAGCAUGCAAACAUUGUGAACUUUCACAAGUUUUGGACCGACGCUCGAUCUGAAACUCCACGUGUCAUCUUCAUCACAGAAUACAUGACAUCUGGUUCACUGAAACAGUUCCUGAAGAAGACGAGGAAGAGUAAUUACAAAACAUUGAAUGAAAAGGUUAACAGCAAAACUUACAUUGUAUUAAUUCACAGUUUAAUUUGUUCACUCAGUGUUAUACUAAAGUCAUUGGGUCUCUCUCUUUCUUAUCAAACUGUUUCCUUUACAGGUUUGGAAAAAGUGGUUGAGGCAAAUUUUGUCAGCUCUAAGGUAACUGCAAGGCAUGAGCUUUUUAUUAUAGCCUUUAACAACUGCCUGCCAGAUGAAAAAUAAGUCAGCUAAUUUGUGUGUUGAAUGCGACUUUCAUUAACUGAGCUCAGUUGGGCAAAGGAAGUUCUUCUUCCCUGGAAGGCAACACCAUGUAGAAUCCCAAGAUUUUCCACCAGUACUAAAACAAAUCCCUGUCCAACAUCCUCCCCCCCAACCCCCCAUCAAAGUAUCCUUACAGACAAAGAGCCACCAUUUUCUUACAAACUUGUAUUUCUAAUAUUUUUAACAAAUCAUGCACCAUGUAUGGCCAAAGUGUAUGAACCUGUCCCUCUCCAGAAUGGCGGCUGGUAUUAAACUAUAACCUAACGGUGUUUCAAAAUCUCACUAUUUGCUUUCGUAAUAAUAAUAAUAAUAAUAAUAAUAAUAAUAAUAAUAAUAAUAAUAAUAACUUUAUUUGUAUAGCGGUAUAUACAAAAGCUCUAUAUCGCUUUACAGUCAAAAAAGAAAAUAACUAACUAACAAUAACACUAAAACAAAAAGUCAAAUGAAAGCAAGUCUGAAAAGAUAAGUUUUCAAUCUAGAUUUAAAAACAUCAACUGAUCCACUUAAUUUAAUGUCUAAGGGAAUAUCAAAUAUCAUUCGUAGUAUCCUUACAAUUUCCCUAGUCAAUACAGUAGCCUUUUCAGGUUAGUUUGAAACAAAGCAUUUUUUUUUUAUAAAUGCUUUCUUCUGACUUAUAUCUCUUCAGCUAUCUUCAUGGUUGUGAAAACCCUAUUGUCCAUGGGAACUUAUCAUGUGAUACAAUAUUUAUCCAGCACAAUGGACUUAUCAAAAUAGGCUCAGGUCAGUUUGUCACUUUAAGAGGGAUCUAAAGACCCCAGGUGAUAUAUCACACUCUGCCUACCCAACUAGCAACCUAACCAUGUGCUUAAAACAAUCAUAACCACAGUUAUGAAAUGCUGAUAUCCCAACAAGAGCCAGAGAUUACUCACACCACAUACCCUUUUUCCUGCUCAUUAACUAAGGGUACUUGCUAUAAGCCAGAAUGGCCUGGCUUGACUGGUCAUUUUGAACUGCAAGGCUAUGCUCUAAGGAAAAUUGAAGGGAACCUGAACCUGGAUAAUCAAAGGUGCCCAGCAUAUGAUUUGUAUGAAAAAUGUAAGAUUUUCUGGUCGCUGAGAGCAAAAGUUAGGUGCCAGGGACCUCUGGGCUUUGCUAGAGCACAGCCUUGAACUGAAAGUCUGUUCUCAAAGUCUUUGCUCAAAGCCAUUCUCUGCCGUGCAUGCUAUUUCUAGGAAUAGGCUGAUCUGGCUGGAUAGUCUGGAUUAAUAGUGGAAGUCUUCCAAUUCUCUUUAGACUUCUCUGGUUUGGCCAGCUAGUUCUGUCAAUAGACCUUUUUACCAAAACGGCAGCCAUAUUUAAUUUAUUAGAUUUCAAGGAGUAUUAUGGGAUGCCCAGGGGGCACUCGCUCAGUAUUUACGUGCGCUUUUGGGGCAGAAGAGAACUUCAAUGUAUAUUUCUCGGGAAAAAGGCGAUCAUUAUUACAUCCAAACACGGCACAAUGAUCUUUUUUUCCCAUUAUUUACAAUCUUUUUCUACGAAAACUUAAAGAAAAAUUGGCCCGAAAAGCAUGCGUAAAUACUGAUGUGAGUACCGUAUUUACCCGUAUAUCGGAUUGUGCUCAUAUCCCCUGGGCAUCCCAUAAUACUCCUUAAAUCCAAUUAAUUCAAUAUGGCUGCCGUAUCACUAAAAAGGUCUAUUGUAGGCGCCUUAAUAUGUUAAACUGUUUUUACCCUUAUUGAUAUUAAGGGGCUGAAAGCAACUUUUUUUAAAAAUUUUUUCCCAGUGGCUCCUGACACUAUUCAUACCCAUGUGAAGACUUACAGAGAUGAAAGACGCAACAUGCACUUCAUAGCUCCUGAGUAUGGUAUGUACUGUAGAUGUGUCAAGUAUCAUGAAACUCUUAUGUUUAGCCACCUGAAUGACACUGGAUGACAUAAUUACAAUGUAUUAAACAGGGUCCGAAAUUGCGCCUUCCUGGUCGCCAAUGCGACUAAAAAUUCAGUCUUGGCGACCAGAAUUUCAUAGCUGGUCGCCAGCUAGCAACUUGUAAAGCUGGUUGUUAUUGUGGACUUAAACGUUCGGAGAAUUGAAACCUCGAAGCUAUUUGCCAACAGGUGUCUUACUUUUUUUCCUGCUGAUAUUUUUUAAUUAAAAGUGAAACGAAGCUUCCUGCAAUAAUACCUCCACAGCAGCUACUAUCAAUACGAGUUGAACGUUUCCAAGCCGCCAUUACGAGUAAUGUGGCACAAAAAAAUGUGGCCUGGUACGAGCAACAUGGCGGCUAUGUUUUGUGGUUGUUUUGUGGAUUGUUUCGUGGUAGUUAUUGGAAGAAAAUAGUUUUGAUAUGAUCCGGUGCAGUCAUGGGCAGACAGCUUUCUGUUCCUACGUUCUAGAUCAGAUGGCUUUACAUGUAUAUCUCCAAAAAGUAAUUUGUGGAAAAAAUGAGACUUCACUCAUACAAGUACGGUUUCUUUCUGGUAUCGGGAGCGGAAGUAUUGCCAUUUUUAAGCACAAAAACGUCCAUACCAUGCAUUUUUUAUUCGUGUUUAAACUUUUAUUUGAAAAUAAGGGAGGGGGAAUUUUUGGCGACCACAAUUUGCCCUCUGGCGACCAAAAAUUUAUACUUGAUCGCCAGUUGGCGCUCGUAUUAAAAAGUUAAUUUCGGACCCUGUUAAAUAAAUACCAAUGAAAUACCAGGUGAGUUUUCACGUGAAAACAUGAUAUCUUCACAUGUUAAAAUAACAUGUUAUCUUCACACGUGAAAAGAUCUCCGUUGUUAUAGCUCCAUGAUAAAUCGCACCUUUCACAGCAAAAAAACUAUCAUAGUGGAAUGGUUUGGUAUUUCAUUGAUUUUUAUAUAAUAAAAAAAACAUUACAUGAGAAAUUUUGUAUCUCCGCGUGGCCAUGUAAUAUCCUCUAUGUUCAUUUUUAGGAAAACCUGGGCAUGUUAUAGACUGUGCUGUUGAUAUAUAUGCAUUUGGAAUGUGUGCCCUUGAGGUAUGAUUUGGUGGAAUAAUAUUAAUAACUUUUAUUUAUUUACCUAUUAGAAUUUUUAGAGUAAGCUGCUGUGCAGACCUCAGGUUGUGGUCUUUGAAAGAAAACCCGGUUUGACCCAGUUUGCAAUGUUUGAUAAGCCAUGUUUUCCUAUGAAGAGUCACAAUAUUGUGCCAACCUUACUGUCUGUGGAUGCUGGAAAUAAAGUGAACGUGGUCACUGGUUCAAGAUGUAGCACUAUUAUGCGGCAAAGGCUCAGUGUCUCAUGCGUGAAGGAGAGGCAAAACACCAAUUUGCUUCAUUCUGUCGAAAAAAAGGGCCUGAUCAACCACUGUAGGCAUCCAGUGGCUCACUUAUGAAUCUAAAUAGAUGGCCAAUGCCUCAUUUCGUCUCUCAUAUUGUAGAUGGCAGCCCUAGAACUGCAUGACAUAGAAGGUCCUGUGCUGAAAGAAAAUAUCACCAAAGCAAUUCAAGGAUUAGAACAACCACUUCAAAAGGUACUGUCCAUGCAUGUGACAACAGACACUUUUAACCAAGCAGCAAGAGGCUUUGUGUUAUUGUGCUGGACACUUCACUUAAGGUGAUGUUACAUGGGGCAAUUCACAACCACAAUUUUAAGUGCUAUACAGCAUUUUAAUGUUGGAACAAUGUUGAAACCAUUUAAAAACAAUGCUGCAACAAUGCUGUAAUGCAGUGUUGCGCUAAAAAUCGUUGUUGCAAAUUGUCCAGUGUAACAUCACCUUUAAGUUUAAAAUGCUGAAACAAGAAAUAUGUGCUACUAGAGAAUGUCAGCGAGUCAGCGAGUGUCUCAAAAAUUAUUGUUUGGCUUGUUUUUAGCUACAUGUAAGAGGGCUGCAUUCAGUACAAUGCUUUAUGUAAUGCAAAGGGAGUCCAGCGCUCUGAACCUGUGAAACCCAGCAUGCCCAUCAUGUGAAUUUCUAUGAAAAAAAACUAAGAUUUUCUAGUCGCCUGGUGCAAAAGUUAGAUGCCAGGGGCGACCGGGCACUGCUAGAACCCAACCCUAUGCAACUGUUAAAUUUUUGUGAUAAUAAUCAUAAGAAAGUGUUUAAAUCUUCAUGCAAUUUCCAUUGUUGGACAAAUUUUCUAAUCAUGAAGUUAUUAUUAUAUUUUGUUUGACAUUUUCUUCCGCAAAUUGUUCAUUCUGACAGGAUUUCAUACGGAGAUGUUUAGCUGAAAAUCCUGCAGAUCGACCCACAGCAAGAGAUUUGCUACUACAUCCCAGUUUGUUUGAGGUUCUGAUAUAUAUGAUACUUUUAGCUUACAGCUUUUUUAUGCGUGUUAUUUCUCAAACAAGCACUUAUUCCAGGGUGGACGGGGCACCCUUAUUUGCCAGUUGGAUGACAAGGAUGUGGAUAUUCUCCAUUGAGUAGAGGGUUCAUCUCUAAUGUUGUGCAAAAAGAAGCUUUUGGUGACAACAGUUCAUUGCCAUCCAGAAAUGUAGACAAUUAGAUUUAAAUAACUGGCUUCUACCUGCUCUAGAUCGGUUUUUACAUUUUUCACAUCAUUCUGUUUUAAGAAACAUCAUUAUCCUUGUAUUUCCAUCCCUAACUGGAAUAGAAAACUAUAUAGUUCAAUGCCCUAUGGAAAGUUUUGCUUUAAACAGUUGAAACCUCGAUCGGUACAUGUGUAUUUCCUAAUUUAUACAUCAGAAAAACUGAUGUAUAUAAAAUUGUGUGAUAACACUUAUGCAUAUGUUACAGGUCAAAAUUAAAUUCAGGUUAAAAUUUUUUAACUUAGGUUGAUUCUCAAUUUUCUUUGUCUCCUAGCCUUAAUUCAUGAAUAGCUGGUGCUAGGAGACCAUUGAAAUUGAGAAUCAACCCAGGUUAGAAAAUUUUAACCUGAACAUACAUGAUGGACUGGCGAACAUACUGUAUGCAUACUAUGGAGAUUAACAGUGUGCUACCUAAAUACCCACAGAGGAUGAAUGGCAUUCAUUCGGGAGGUUUUAGUUGUUAUUUGAUUUUGUCGUAGUAAGUAAUAAUGGCGAUAUACAUAUACAGCUAUGUGUUUAGAAAAUGCUGUUAAAUCAGUAAUGACUAGGUUUUGUUUGUUCAUUAUUUUGUUGUAGGUCCAUUCGCUCAGGUUGCUUGCAGCUCAUUGUAUGGUGGACAGCGAUGGUAUUAUGACUUAAGAGUUACAAAUUUCUUCAUGGUUUAACCCGUGUAUAGUUCCAAGAGUGAACAACUUAAUUUUUCUCCCCGCAGUAUGAAUACAUAAUCAAGAGAAAAAGUUAUGAGAAUAAAGAAAAUGAUUCACCAAAAGGAAAAUGCUUUGAUCUCUCAACUUAUUUCUCAAAGAAAUGUAUGGAGAUCAGUUUGGCUAACAGAUCGGACGCGAAUACCGUUAACUGCCGCUCAUAAUAUCUUCAUAUACAGCUUCCUUAGGGGUUUUAAAAGAGCUUAUAAAGUGAGGGGCUUAUAUCCGGUGUGGCUUAUGACCGGAAUAGGUGAAAAAUACUAAAAUACUUUAGCGUCGAGAAUACAGCCUUAACUAAUACUUUAUGAAAUGCAUUACUUUGUUCAUAACACUGCUGACUUGUAAUGCGUAUUGAUAUAAUGUCAAAUUUGUUUUUUCUUUUUUAGUUGCUCCUCCAGACAAUCGUGAAGACACUGACCCAGAAAGAGUGCUGGCUGUUCUAAAAUUUAGAGAUGGGAGUAAAAAGAAUUGGAAGUAUGAUAGAUAUUCUCAUUUCGUUCCCUCACAAUAAAACACAAUUAAUAGGGAACUCUAGUAACGACGAAGGCGACGACAACGUUAACUUUAAAAAAGCUGUCUAGAUUUAUUAAGAAAAACAACAACUUUGCACGUGCAUCACGUUUUCUUGUAUAUUCCUUUGCCGUCACUGCACGACUACGACGUGAAAAUCCCUAAUUUCACGUUUUAAGGUGAUGUUACACCGGACGAUUCGCAACGACGAUUUAUUGCGCAACACAGGGUUCCAAUGUUGGAACAAUGUUGUAGUUAUUCGAAACAAUGUUGCAACGCUGUGUUGCGCUAAAAAUCGUCGUUGCGAAUCGUCUCGUGUAACAUCACUUUUAUGGAGGACGUGAACAAACGACGACGAGUUUUUCUAUCUCUUUCUAAACUUGAAUGCGGUUCUCAAGAAAUCAACUCCAGGGAAAUUCGCCUCCAUUUGACUUUUUUCGCGAAUUGAAAUAGACGCGACAAAGUUUGUGAAAAACUUGAAUUCAUUUUAAAAUUGAACUGAUUUUUCGCUGCCGUCGCGGUUGUCGUCGUCGAUGUAAAAGCUCCGUAAUAACUUUUUGUAUUGAUUGAAAAGCUGAGUAGUGGAGUAUCAAGAACAUGUAAUUUAAACUGUUAUUUGGAACAAGAUAAGAUACUUUUUAUCAUGUUAUUUGUGAUUUAAAGUUCCAUCAACAUGCGUUUGUGGCAAAAUCUUUCAUCAUGAUGCUUUCAUUUAAUUAAAAAAAGUAACAAAUUUUUACAUUAUGGAAAGUAUAAGGUACACUGUCAUUUCAACAUUUUUAUGUCCGAAGAGUACGUUUUAACAAUUUUAAGUUUACAAUAUAGAAGGUUAAAUUUAGAUUACUAAAAAACACGACUAAACAAUCUUAUCACGUUUUUGAUGUUGCCUUAAUGUUUUGCAGGCGAGGGAAAGCUCCAGCACUUGAGCUUGAAAAGUAUCUGGAAGAAGUUAGGUGGGUGAUCAGAUAGAAAAUACAUUAUGUUAAUGUUCGAGAGUUAUCAUUUGGAAAGUAAUAUCUAUUGCAAGAUUUUCAGUACUCGUUUGUUAUACUAUGUAGUUCCAUGACUCUAACUCACAACUUUGAAGAUGUCCUUUUGUCAGUAGCGACCAAAAUGCCUAGAGAGAUGACAUGCAUCUACAAUAAAGUUUACUCAGCUUGGUGUUCGGAGGUGGGUGGGGGCAGAAGAACUGGCCUUAUUAUCGUCACCCUUCCCAUUAUCGAGACUUGCUUGACUUGAGAUUUGGACUUAAUGGUGAUGGCAUUUGGAUAGCUUUUGAUUUGAAGGGAAAAUUUCUCCUUUAAUCGUAUUUGUUGUUGGACGUAUUAAUUUUCAUGUGUCUAUGAUUCUUUUGUAAUUAAAACAAACACUUUUUCCAUUGGCUAGAAAUGGUCUUUUUCCACUGACUGGAAUGCAGCAAAGAAAAGAGUCGAGACCAAGACAACGGUUUGUAAAUUCCUAUUGAUUUACUGUCAAACCUCUAUGAAGCAGGCACCCUCUACAAACCUGCCAUUUCGAACUUACUUGUAUUAGGCAGUCACCUUUUCCGAGGUCCCAUCGAAUUUUUUUGUAUUGUCUUCACCUCUGUUAAACGGUCACUUUGACAAGAUGUAUCAUACUUCGACAUACUAGUGCAAUGUAUACACAUGAGUAUUGCGUUAAGUGGUCUUUUUUUAACAUAUUUUAUUGAUAACAAUGCUAACAGAACUAUUAAAAUCCUAUUCACAAUUAAUUCACUUGAAAAACUGUUCCGUCAAAACGCUAUUUACGAUUCCUUUCUUUUAAAAAAAAACACUUAGUUUUCAUUAGAAAACAAUUUUUUUACUUAAAAAAAUAUAUUCGAAUUAAAAACAUUUCAUUUCGAUUAACACAAUCCAUUUCGAUUUAAAAAAAAAGUCUAUUUUCAAGGUCAAUUGCAUUCUUACUAAGAAAAUCACUAAAAAAGAGGAAAAUUAAAUAGCGUUCUGAAUGCGUUAUUGACGAAUAUUUGCCAUUUAAAAGUAAGGAAACUUAUCAACAGUCCGAUUGAAUGGCUCCUUCAACAACUUCGACGUCAAUAUGAACAUUCUUAAUGUCACAUGGCACUCUUCUUGUCCUAGAGCCUCUAAGACAAACCAACGCAGAUCUCAAGAGUGCCAAUGAGGUUCUGGUUCUGAUCCAUGAGAUAGUUUUGGCAUACUGCUCCCUUUUUUUGAUGUCAAUUAGCUGUGCUAAACGGCUAUGAUACAUCAAGCACUCCUUUCCCAUUCCGCCAGUUGUGGUGAAGACCAAAGGUGUAAAUGUUCCAUGCUCGAUGUUCAGGACUCUCUUUGAGUAGAGACACUUUUUCUCGUUCUCAUGGAUACGAUAAAUUUGUUGUGGCUCUAGGUCCCUCUACGAUACAGCAUUAGGGUGACAGACCCUCACAUCGAAGAAUGAUGAUCGAUGUCACUCCCAGAAACCACGCGCGUGGAUAUCUAACUUCGCAUCCUGAGGCUUGUUAGAUCCUCUGUUUAAAUGUUCGCCGGAGAUGUCUUGAAGUACGGGCUCGAUCUCGACAUCGCUACACACCAUACUCAGAAAUUCAGCUAUGAGAUCUCUUAGCUCGUUGUGGCGUUGAGUAAUAAAACCUCCUAGUUUGCAAAUCAUAGAGUAAUCAACCGUAAAGGCUUCCCCACAAGCACGUGUGGAGGGGAUAUCUUCUACUGGUCUGUCGUAGCGUAGUUUAACAGCAUCACGGAACUUCCUCUUAUUCAGGUUAAAGCCCAAAUCCUAGAGGGGAAGCACUGUAAGCCAUGCUGAUGAUCCCUUUUCUGUCGCCAGAUCUAAUGCUCGCUAAAUCUUUCUUGGUGCCAUCUCCUUAAUACGCUCUGCCCUGUAAUCGAGUUCCUUUAAUCUUUCACUUCCUGUUGUGCUAGUUUUGUGAGGGAAUCUUCAGGUAACUGAUGUGACUGAGAUACCAAGGGGCUUUGUUACUUUGACAGACAAAGCAUAUUCGCGCCUUGCUUCAAGGGACGGGUUUCCACGGCCCAGGCCAACCGAGCGAACUGGCAGCGCUAGAAUAUUCCUAUCCAGCUGAUUACACUUGCGCUCAGUAAUCGCAGGAAUGAGCAUAGAGAAUAUGAGAUAUUGCAUUCUCUAAUGGCUCUAAUAGAUCGUUUAGUGGUCUUUUACUUCCUUUCUUCUCGCCAAGAAGUGGUAGAGACGGUUUGAGGUUAAUUGUUCUUGGGAGAGAUAUUUCGCUAUUUCACCGUUUUGAUUUUCUUGAAUAACCCUUAGGUUUGUCAAACCUGUAUUGAGCGGCCGGUAAGCAAUUCCCCCAAUUGUGAUCGCUUAAUACAGAUUUGACUGUACACCACAUUAGGAAAAUAAAAAACUUACCAGGUGAAUAUGGUCUCAGGCCCUUGUCAAGGCCCGAGGUGUUCAAAAUCUGGACAGCGCUCUCCAUUGGAUAAACCACUAGACAUUGGAUAAGUAUUAAUGAAAACAACGGAGAGGAUAAGUGUGACGUAACGUUACCAUGGGAGCUAAAUUUUUGGAUGACAACAAAAAGGAGUUUAAGCAAGGACGAUGGCGACAGCAACGAGAAUGACAAAAAAGAAAUCGGUUUAGAUUAGUUAAACAACAAGUUUGCACCUGCAUCCGACGCUUUUUUGGUACAUUUCUUAGCCGUUGUUGCACGACUGCGAUCUAACACCUGCUAAUUUCACGCGCCCGCUUUAUAGAGUAGGUGAACACAACAAAAACAUUCUUUUCUUUUUUGUAAACUUAGAUACCAUCCUUUGGGAUUCAACCCGGACAUUUCGCGAACAUUUGACAAAUUAAAUGAAAUUGAAUAAAAUUAAUGAAGUUUGAAACAGUGCAAAUUCACUUUUUAAGUGACGUUUUUGGUUUGUUGUCGUCCAGAAAUUUUGCUACCAUGGCAACGUGACGUAACGACUUCUCUCUAUUGCACUAUCCCCUGAAGAUCGAAGGACUUAUGCAGUUGUUGAUCUUCGCUUUAUCUUUGCUUUGCUUUAUGUUUUCAGACCAACUACACCUGAAGGAGUGGAAUCAGUACUUAGUGAGAAUGAUGAUCAGUAUGAAGAAGAAACCAGGAGGGUGGUUAGUGCUACAGCAAUUAUAUGAAAACAAAUUUCUAGCCUGUGUAGCAGUGGUUUUCGUUCCCUUUUAUAGUUUUACUAAAGUGGGAGAAGCAAUUCACACUCUCAAGGGGAUAGGUGAAAAGGAGGAAAAAACAAUUGAACUGGGAAGGGGUGGGGACGGAAGUCUUCUUUCCUACCCCUCCCUUCUGCUAUUUUUUAUUGCCCUCGCGCUUCUCCCGCUGCACACUCCAAAACUCAGUCGACCUCUUUUUUGCGUUCACCCUUAGGUAGAGCUUCGAAUAGUGGUCGGUCGUUAGAUAAUGCCAAACAAAAAUUUGUCCGCGGUCCGACAUGAUGACCGCACAGACCUAAUGCUGAAGACUUUUACAUUGUAGCUCAAACACGAGACACCCAAGGCUGGAGACUGAGCCUCGGAACCACCUUAACCGAGCCAAAACUUAGACUCCUAGCUGUUAAAACUUUUUGUGUGAACAGAACGAAAAUAUUGAACGGUCCGGUGUGAACGAAGUCACGGUCCGGUCAAAGUUUUCAUCCAGUCGAAAAUUCGUCCGUUAAUGCCCGUGUGAACGAUUGUGUGAACGUAACUUUAUUUGCGCUCGUUAAGCCAGUUUAGGUUUGCAUUCGUACGAACGUGAAAAUUGCCCCACACUGACAAUAAAAAUUCUCCUUAACUCUAUUCUUCACAUUUUUUUGGCGUUUACAGCUCGUCAUAAAUAAAUGUCAAAUCAAACUUAAAACUCAGGACUGUGGCGAUGGAAAACAGCAAGACCAGGUAGUGAAAUGUGUGGUAACAUUUCCGUUUAUUUAUCUACAAUACUUUCAUCGUAACAUAACAACCACGCUUGCUAGUAUGCAUAGAACUUACUAUGUGCGUUAAAACUGAAUGUUGAUCUUUUUUGUCUAGGCAAGCUUGAGUUUGCUCUGAACAGUUAAAACAAGUAUUGCGAUAAUUUUUCAGGAUUUUUCUGUAAGCUUACGGUACGCUGGAAUUAUUAAGUACACUUGCGCGUGCAUUGUUGUCAUUAGAUAAAAUGAGAUAGCACAAAACAUGAAAAUCACAGAAUCUGAAGUCUAAAUGUGAAUGUGAAUCUCGAAUACCAAUAACGAUGAAUAUGAUCAAAUGGGCUUAGUAAGUCAUUGGGUGAGAAAUUUUUAGCGUUUUGGAGAUGUUCUAUGCCAUAGGGCCUCAUCCUAUUCUAUGCCCGCGAAGCAUUGAAUGCAUUUUGCAAUAUUUUUGUUUCUGUAGCUGGAACUACUUCUUAAGUUAGAUGACAAGAUGAACAGACAUCUGAUGUGUGAUCUGCACCAAGGUAUAGUUUUACUAUCAUGAUUGGUUACAUUAAGUUGGGCGGUGCUGCUGAUUGUUGAAACGAGAAAGUUUUACGGCCUUUUUUUUGUUACUAAAGGAACUGUGUCACGACAUUUAUCAAAAUUCAAACAGUGAGGGCUGCCGCCAUAUUGAGUGAAACAUAAGAAUAACGGCUCAAAACAUUAAAAAAACUCAACAAUAAUCCGGUGUUGUAUAUUUUUUUCUUUCAUUUGCAGGAGAUAAGGGUAGCGAAAUGGCCGACGACUUGAUCCGAUGCGGGCUUAUCAAUAAGGUACUGAGCACCUGAAUCACCUUCAAACAGAGUUGGUGAUGAUUAACUUUCCUCUUGCUGCAUGUAAGGGUGGUAGAGGGGUUAAAUAAUACCCUUAAAGUAGGGGUUUGUCUUUGUCCGUAACGGAGUCGGGCGAGAGAUCUUGGGCUAGGUUGCAUAAUCUUAAAGAAAGACAAACGGUGUGGGUAGUGGCUGAUGGGAAUGCUUGGGGAAAAUGUCCUUAUUAAAUGAAGUCAUACCACAUUUUAAAAGGAUAAUUUCUUUGAGUAUUGUUCUUCAAGUUGUUUGUGGCUUUUUAACAAAGAACUUAUCUGGUCCCUCGGGACACAGUCUUACUGUCCCUCGGCACUAUUUCUUUCCCUGGACAGGAGAAUCGGGAAAAUAAAACGUACUUUUCUCACGGAGCCAUAAUAUAGUGCGCACAGAUUUUUUUCAUUAAUAUUGUUUUGUUUAUUUUUGCUAAUACAAAGGCUGAUCAUGAUUCAAUUGCCCGUGCCAUGCAAGAGCAGUUAGAUUUACACCCAGUUUUGAAGACCUGUAAGUAG